AGGGGAUGAGAGGAAGAAGAAACGAUUAGUCCUUCCUACGAUAGCUCCAAAGACGAUCGAUUCAAAGUGAUAGCUAGUCAAAUAAUAAAUAAUUAAGAAGAAGAAGGAGAUAUAUCAAUAGUCAUAGAAAUUCAAAUGUAUUUCCGUGAGGGAAUUGGAACAUUUUAAAAAAUAUUCCUUCGAGGAGAGAGAUAUAUCGUGUGGUUUUCGUCGUGUUGUUCGCUGACGAUAGCGUUAAACAAACUCCGACGACCUUCCGCGCACGUAGAACUUCGCCGGUAUCUGCAAGGCGAGCCGAUAACGCUUUUGUAAUAAUAAUAUAAAGCCAUUGGACUUGUUCGAAAACGAGCAUCAACGUUCGCUCGUCGUUGUUAUUCGUCGAAUCGAUCUUUGUAUACUCUUUCUUUCUCUCUCUCUCUCUCUCUCUCUCUCUAUUUCUUUUUCUUUCUCUCUCUCUCUCUCUCUCUUUAUUUUUUAUUUUGCCUUUUUUUCUUUUUCUUUUCUCUCUUCAUCGAUUCAUCGAUACACGAAGUGAAAAAGGAACUGAGAAAUUCCGAAAGAACAUUCGAAAGGUAUUACACUCGUACAGUGAAAAAAGUGUAGAAUUAGUGUAAAUUUUGGAUGCGCUCGCUGGAAGAGCGACCCAAGUCGAAUUUUGUCGUUGAUUAUUGAAAGUUUGUCGGACGUAUUAAGAAAAAAAGAAGAAGAAGAACAAGGAAAGAAAGAAAGAAAGAAAAUCUAGUGAACCACCGGUGGACUGUGCAUUUCGAACGAAAAGAGAGGGAAAGGGAGACAGAAGUGCGUCGAACCGAGAAAAAUUUAAAUAAAGUGAUCGAGCAAGAAUAGAAAGCGCGUGAUCGAAAAAAGGGUAUGGUGGGCCCGGCACAACCAGGGCCUUGGGCCCGGGUGGCCCGCCUCUGAAAGAAGAAUCUUAUAUCCGACCCGUCAAUUUGCUCCAUUACGCUGCCUGGAAUGAUGCAGCAGAAAUUCUUAAAGAGAACGGCCGAGGAGUUGGAGGCAACCGGGGCUGGUGGAGGCGACGGAGGAUUCGGCGAGCCACCGGUGAAGCUACAAUGCACGCAAGCCCAGCAUCAGCAUCAAGCGCAGCUUACGAGCGGAGGUGGAGGAGGGGGAGGCGGAGCCGGAGGCGGUGGGCCUCACCACGGUCACGGGCAGCAUCAGCCCGGAAACGGGGCGAACUCGACGGGUCCGAACGGACCAGGUAGCGGAGCUGGUGGAGGUGGAGGUGGCGGCGGAAGCGGUGGAGGUGGUGGUGGCGGUGGUGGAGGUGGAAACGAAGGUCUGACCAAGUUCUCCGUCGAGAUCGUUCAGCAACUGGAGUUCACGACCUCGGCCGCGAACUCUCAGGCACAGCAGAUAUCGACGAACGUGACGGUAAAGGCAUUGACGAACGCUUCCGUGAAGAGCGACUUAUUGAACGCCUCGUCUUCGCCUAAGCCGGACCCGAACGGCGGCGGCGGCGGAAGUGGAAGCGGUGGCGGUGGUGGAGGUGGUGGAAAUGUUAGGACACAGCCGGGAAACGGAACCGGUGGAGCUGGUGGUCCAGGCGGGCCUGGUGGUGCUGGCGCCGCAGGUGCCACGGAUGGAAUCGGUUGCGUCGACAUCGCUAAUCUCGUCGAGUGCAAGCAAGAACCCGAUAACGAAUUCGUCGAUCUUGAACAGUGCGCCGCCGCCUUGGAGAAGGACGCGGCAGUGAACGGAGCCGGAUUCCCUGGCUUUUCCGAUUUCAUGGGUGACGAUACCGGCGACGAAAUCAUUACGUCGGACGCUUUCAAAGAUCUCAUCUCGGAAAUCUCGGACUUCCAUCCGGAAUUCAUGAAAGACUUUGACUUUGAGGACAAGAGCGUAGACGCGUUGGCGAACAACGCGGCGGCCGCUGUCGCGAAUGCUGCCGCCGCAGCUACCGCAGCGGCCGUAGCUGCUGUAGCUAACGGGAAUAAUCCUAAUAACAAUGGGAUGCCUCCGAACAACGGACAGAUCAAGAUCGAAGACGACAAAGAUACUAUUCAUCAUCAACAGCAACAGCAACAACAACAGCAACAACAGCAGCAGCAGCAACAGCAACAGCAGCAGCAACAGCAGCAACACGGGAACAGUAAUAAUAACAACGGUGUGAAUAACGGUACGACCGCCAAUAACGGCAACGCGUUACCUGCCAAUUCCAGUCCAAGUGCGCUCGCCUCCUCUCAGUAUUCCCCCGCUCGACUACCUUACUCCGGUCUAGACUUCAAGUCCGAAAUGAGCCCGGCAGCUCAGACGCUCAAACAGAUGGCCGAGCAGCAUCAGCACAAGAGUCAGCAGCUAGGCCUUGGUGGUUUCAAUCCGACAGCAGCGGCGGCCGCAGCUGCGGCGGCUGCUAGAGGACCAGCAGCUAGAUCACCUUACGCCGAAUUUUCUCAAUUUACCGGAGCUUCGGACUAUUUGGGUAGUCCAGGAAGCACAGCACCCCCGGGCGGACAAAAUCAAACUCCAGGAUCUGGUACCGGGUCGUAUCACAAGAACAAUGGUGCAACCGGUUUCCAAAGUCAACAAACCAACGACAUGUUCGUCGGUUCCCAAACGCAAUUUGCCGCCGGCUUGCCGGACAUGAAGAGAUCGCAACCGAACGCGGGUGGUAAGCCUAGUAUGCUGGGACCAAGUGGUGGCUAUAAACAACAAUAUUCUCCUUAUGGAAGUCCGGGCUCUAUGCCGAAUCACGGUAGUCCAGGAUAUCCGCUACCUCCGAGAGGAUCGCAGAGCGGUGGUCCUAAUCAAACUGGAUCUCAAGGACCCUUUACCAGCUCAACACCACCAAGACCUCCCUCGGGACCUGGUACCUCUACAUUGCAGAUCAACCAAGCGCAACAACUGCACAUUAGUAAUCCGGGACAUCAGAUUCAGGUAUCCGCGGGUCAGCAUAUGCAACUCACAGGAGAUUUGAAACCUGGAGUGUCCGUGGCUGCUCAGCAGGGCAUGUACUUUAAUCAACAACAGGCACCCAAUCAAUCAGGACCCGGCCAAGCGGAUACUUACUGCUCUGUGUCUCAAUCUCAGACCAUUAACUUCACUCAGCAAAGUCUGAGACAGAGAGCAGCCGCCGCAGCAGCGGCGGCUAGUGGCGUUCCACAAGCUGGUGCUGCCACUGGUGCUCGUGGUCAUCCUCAGCAGGUCCCUCCAAAUCAAGUGGACCAACAUCAGCAUGCCAAAAUCCUUCAGCAACAGCAACUGAUGCGCGCUCAGCAGGUGAUGCAACAGCAACAACAUAUGGCAGGAGGAAUGGGAGGUGUGCGGCCACCUCCACCAGAAUACAAAGCCGCGGCCCAAGCGCAAAUGAUGCACGCUGGUAUCGGAAUGGGUCAACAAGCAAGAUUUCCAAAUCCUGGACCUAUGCGCAGAGUUACACAGCAACCGAUGCCACCUUCCGGUCCGAUGAUGAGGCCACAAAUGGCACAGCAACAGCAACAGCAGGCGUUGCACGCGGCCGGUGGUAACAUGUAUAUGGGCAGCGGUAAUAUGGCCGCAAUAAGCGGUAUGCAUCAAAUGCACCAGCGAUUGGGUUAUCCAAGGACCAACAAUCAACGGCCGCCGAACGUCAGUGUAGGACCUCCGGACGGUCUUGGCAAUAGUAUCGCUGGACGUGGUGCACAGCAGGAAUGGAGACAUGUUUUGAUGCAGCAGCAAGGCUUUCAAGCUCAAAUGCGAUCGCAAUUCAAUCAGCAGAGUCACCAAGGUGGUUUUGGAAUGGGCGGUGCUGGUGGUAUGCAGAUAAACGCUGCGCAGAUGCAGCAUCAGCAAUUGAUACGUUCGCAAAGCGGUGGUAUCGCUAAUUCGGGAAUAACCAACAGCACUCAAAUGCAGCAGUUACUUUCGCAGCAACACCAGCAACAAACAUUGGCUAUGCAGCAAAAUAAUAAUCAGAUGUCACUACAGAUGCAGAUGUCACAAUCGUCUACCGUUAACUCAGUUAGCAGUACAGGCACGGGCUCUCCGCUACAUCCUCAUCAGCAAUACGGUGCAGGGAGUCCAGGAGUACGUAGUCUUAGCCAACAACACACCCAACCACCGCCGACGACCACGGAUCCUUCCGUAGCAGCGGCAGACUUUAGUCUCGAAUUUUUGGAGAAUCUUCCCGCGGGAGACACAUCGAACUUCAGCGCUCAAGAAUUGCUUAACUCGCUCGACUCCACGGCGGGCUUCAACCUCGAUAUUCUGUAAGAGCGAAGCCGCCUGACAGUCUCUUUAGGAGUCUUUUAGGUUUGCUAUACCGCGAGUAAGAUCGACCGCCCCCAUCCUAUUUCGAACUUAUAAUACGCGUUACCUUCGAUGAGUUUCGGAUAGUGACGAAGUAAAGGGCAGAUUAAGACACAUUAAGUAUUUUACAACACAAAAUGCAAAGUUUCUCUCUAUACUACACGUGUACAAUUGCAUUCCACUUGUUAUUCUUUGUUCCUACCAUACCGUUCGAGUUUUGUUACUUUCUUUAGAAUCUCAUCGAUACGAUAACUUUCUCGAAGACUUUUUUUUUCAACUUUCUCAAUCACUAUCGAAAAACUAUUCAAUGAUUCGCUUCCUAUCAGACCUUCCAUUUUCACGAGUUUCAUCGAUCCGAAUUGAACGAUAUGCGUCUAACCGCCUUGAUAAAUUUAUCCAUGGGGGUGUUCGAUUUGGUCGCUAGAAAACCUAUCGUUCGUGCAUACGCAUAUACAUAACGAAUGUACGAAAGGGGGUAGUACCAAUAGUAAAAUUUUUUUUCUCACGAUAAUCACGACGUCUCUCGACGGGAGAGGAAGAAGGAAGUAUGAAGAACAAGAAUGAAAAAAAGAAAGAAAGAAAGAAAAAAGAAAAAGAAGGAGAGAGAGAGAGAGAGAAAGAGAGAGAGAGAGAGAGAGAGACACUAUAAUGAACAUCGUAGAGUAUCGUUGAUCUUAAGUAUUUAAAAAGUAAAAUACGUCGCAAAGUCGAUGAAUCGACGACGAUUAGAUAACUUGGGUCGAUCGCGUCCACGGCCGGCCGUAGUGCGUUCUCGGCAGCUCCUUUUGGCUGUCGACUAUUCUUCUAGGCAAUCGCGUUUAGUAAAAUUUAAUUUUUUAUCAUAUUCGUUGAUAUGAAUAAUAAGAAAUGAAAACGGAAGGAGAAAGACUAGUAACGUGGAACAUCAAGCGGCGGCCGAAUAAUCCGUCUAUCUGUCAUUCGUUUUCCGACUUCUCUCAUUUUAACGAGAUGUCCUUGCAGCCAAAGAGAGAGUAAGAGACGAGUUGUUAUACGAAAUAUUAGAAAACGCAGUGUUGAAAGUAAUGAAUGCGUUUGAGUGAUCUCUUCGCAAAAUGAACGUCUGAAAAUUCGCUUUACUCAUAACAUUACAAUUUUGACGUCGUUUUUGUCCGAGGACGAUGAAUAAAGUGUUGAGUGCUCAGGUCGACGACGCUAAUCCGACUUCGACGAGUACUCCACGAAGGAUAAAAUUGCUGCCCUUGAUCCUCCACGUGAACGUAUGCCGAAUGAGCGAUAGAAAAAGAAAGAAAAAAAGAAAGAAAGAAAGAAAGAAGGAAAAAGAGAGAGGAAGAAAUGAAGAAAAUCAUGUUAGACAAAGAAAUCGGGUUAAAUGAUCAAAGUUACUUAACCGAACCUAGUCCAUCGCGGUAUUCGUUAUUUACUCAACAAAUUCGUGCAAAAGACAAAACAAAAAAGAAAGAAAGAAAGAGAAAAAGAAAAGAGGAAAGAAAACACAAACAGAUCGCCUUCGCUUUUUAAAUAAACUGGAAUGAACGAACGUGAAUGAACAUAGAUGCACGCGAGCACACGUACAUGAUAAUCGAGCCGCCUUGAAUUUUAGGUUCCGAGUUAAGAAUAUAACAUAUAUAAAUAUAUAUAAAUAUAUAUAUAUAUUAUAUAUAUUAUAUAUAUAAUAUGAUGAUAUAAUGUUUAAAAUGUAGCAUAUUCGAUUAUGCCGCGAUUUAACGGUAUAUUUACAAUUAACAGAAAGUCAAUUAUUAAAAAGAAAGAACACACACAAGUCGACAUAAAUUUUUGUGUCGAUGAGUUUGCAGCCCGUUGACAUUGGAACCGCACGAGCCAAACCAAGCCAACGACGUCGCAAAGACAUCAUUAUUAUUAUUCUUCUUUUUAUUAUUCGUUUUAUUACUAUUAUUAUUAAUAUUAUUUUUAUUUUUAUUAUUAUUAUUACUAUUAUAAUUAUAAUAAUAAUUAUUAUUAUUAUUAUUAUUAUUUUUAUUUUUAUUAUUAUUAUCAUGAGACGGGAAAGGGUAGGACGAAAGAAAAAAAGGAUGGAAAAGAAGAAAACCCCUCCUAAACACAUAUUGCUACUGAUCCGUAGCAAUUUAAAUAUUCAUUGUAAAUAAUUCUACGACUUAGAAAGAAAAAUUCGAGAUGCUCAGUUUGCAAAAUUUAGCUAAGUAAAUUUAAGGAUUAUCUGAUAUAGAUACAUUUUACGAUGAUGAUAGUAACUAAUAAUGAUGAUAAGGAAUGAGAGAUAUUAAAAAGGGAAAAAGGAAAGUAUGAAUGUGAAAAAUGGAACGAAAGUUAAUGAAAGAAAGGGAGAGAGAGAAUAAAAGAGCGAAAGAGAGCAAGAGAGAGAGAGAGAGAGAGAGAGAGAGAGAGAGAGAGAGAGAGAGAGAGAAGUUUAAAAUGAAGGAAAACUAGAUAAACAAUGGAAAAUGGAAGGAAAAUAUCGGCGAUAGAGCACAUUUGCCGAUCAGAUGUAUUUAUUGAGUUUAGUAUCGAAUGCGUUCUAUCGUCUUAUCAAAGUUGCACACAAUUGAAUCACGGCAAAGGUAGAUUUCGUUUUCGGUAUGACGAAUAUUCAUUCGUACUAUCUAAAUAAUUUAUAUGAAAAGCUCAUCUUUCUGUUACGCAACUUUGUUGUUACUCAACGAUCAUCUAGUUGGUAUCGUUGAGUCGAUCAUUAUCGAUGUCUUUUAUUUCGUUCGAAAGAUUUUGCGAAGAAAAUACGCAAGUAUACGUGUACCAUAUCUGAUCUUUUCUUUUUUCUUUUUUUUUUUUUCAUAACUCAAAAAAAAAAUCAGCGAAAUUUGUUUACUCGAGAUUAUUAUGUUCUCUACUCUAUUCAUUUUUCUUUUUGUUUUGAAUCCAUAAUAAAUUUAAUUUCAAAAAGAAAUUUUGGUUGUAAUUCACUGUUACUGAAAAACGGAGCUACAACUAAUCUUCCAAAUAGUUAUACAUUCCAUAGAUGAAAUGAGAGAGAAAAAAGGAGAGAAUGAGAGAGAGAAAGAGAGAGAGAGAGAGAGAGAGAGAGAGAGAGAGAGAGAGAAAGAGAGAGAGAAUGGGAGGGAGAGAAAGUAAGAAAAUAAGAGUUAAUAUUCAUGAUUCGUAUAAUCAAAACUAUUGUUUAUAAAUAACGAUCACGGCAAAAGAAAAUGAAAGAAAAUGAUUAAGAUAAUAUUGAAUGAAACGAGCGACGGAGAGAGAAAAAGGUAUAUGCAUAAAACGAAUUCCAUGUUCAUUUAUAAAGAAAGAAAUAUUCUCGGCCGUUCGCCGAAAGUAUGCACGAAGGUUUUCCCAAUCGAAGUUUCGUAUUCAGGCAGAAGGAAGCUCCUCGUCGAGUUUUCUGCCAAACGAGAUAGAUACAUUUUUUCGAGUAUUUACAUCGAGCGAAGCAGCACUAGAGUCCUUUUUUCAUUUGUAAAACAUUGGGGCCACGAAACAUAAUCUAACAAAAUAAAAAAAAAAAAAAGAAAUGAGAGAGAAAGAGAGAGAGAAGGAAGAAGAAAACGACGAAACGAUACGUUGUGAAGAGACGUGUUCUCUGAUUGAAACUAAUAAUUACAUACAUAUUAUAUUAAUCUAUAGAAAUUGAGAACAAUAAUGAUAUGAGGAAAUAAAAUAAC
Molecule: messenger RNA, 7865 nt
Organism: Vespula pensylvanica (western yellowjacket)
Lineage: Eukaryota; Metazoa; Arthropoda; Insecta; Hymenoptera; Vespidae
Gene: mam
Product: neurogenic protein mastermind-like
Exons: 7
Coding region: 973-4215 (1080 amino acids)
Biological process (GO): Notch signaling pathway; positive regulation of transcription of Notch receptor target
Cellular component (GO): nucleoplasm; nuclear speck
Molecular function (GO): transcription coactivator activity
Source: RefSeq, a predicted model, not a curated record